AUGUUUGAUGAUUACGUGCGUAUUGGGUCUCAGAUGUUGACCGCUGAUGGAGUUUUAGUGAACACAUGGCAGGAUCUGGAGAGCACAACAAUUGGGGCCCUCAGAAAUUUGAGAGAGACUAUUAAAGAUGUGCCGGUUUACCCCGUUGGGCCACUGAUCAGACUAGUUCUACUGUCCGAUUCGAGGAGUAGUGUAUUGCAUUGGCUAGACAUGCAAAAUAGGGAAUCAGUUCUCUAUGCCUCGUUUGGGAGUGGUGGGACUUUAUCAAGCCAACAAAUGACCGAGCUGGCAUGGGGGUUGGAGCUGAGCUACCAGAGAUUUGUUUGGGCGGUACAUGUUGUACACCCACCCAUGGGGCACGGUGAACUUGAUUAUCUUACCGCGGCAACCAACGGCUGUGAUGGGUCUUUAGAUUUCUUGCCUGAUGGGUUUUUGGCCCGGACUAAGGAUGUGGGCCUGGUGGUCACGUAUCAGUAG
Messenger RNA from Cornus florida, 477 nucleotides. RefSeq names its product anthocyanidin 3-O-glucosyltransferase 5-like. NCBI's taxonomy places the organism in Eukaryota, Viridiplantae, Streptophyta, Magnoliopsida, Cornales, Cornaceae. The record is from RefSeq and is a predicted model, not a curated record. Bases 1 to 477 code for a protein of 158 amino acids. The transcript is spliced from 2 exons.